Molecule: messenger RNA, 2722 nt
Organism: Nannospalax galili (Upper Galilee mountains blind mole rat)
Lineage: Eukaryota; Metazoa; Chordata; Mammalia; Rodentia; Spalacidae
Gene: Iqch
Product: IQ motif containing H
Exons: 18
Coding region: 59-2722 (887 amino acids)
Molecular function (GO): protein binding
Source: RefSeq, a predicted model, not a curated record
CGCGCGGCCCGACCAUCUUCUGUUCCGGGUAUGGGGCCGGCCGGCCGCGCGCGUUGCCAUGGGAACGGUCGCACCUGGAAGCCGCACUUCGGCCGGGAGGUGUCCCUGUCCUGCUAUAGCCAUGGCACGGGAGACGGAGAACACCGACCCCAUCGGAUCCAUCCUCAUCCAGGUCCAUGAAGAUCUUCAUCAAUUAAAGGAGAAAUUAACAAAAUUCUCAACUGAUGAGAAGAGAGAACCUCUAGAUAUUCAGGAUCUUGAAACUGCAAUCCAAAGGACUGAAAUGGGGUUAAAAAUUCACAUUGAGAAGUAUUUAGAUGUUGUAAACCACCGAGUGUUAAUGGCUCCUGUGGAUGAGAACUUAGAUUCUCCUUUGACUUUCAAAUGGUUGCUUCCAACUGUAAUCGAUCAGAAAUCAUUUACUUUCCCUCUGGAGUCUGAGGGUAAACUCUGGCGACCCCAAAAGCAGCACAGCUCAUUCUCCCAGAGCCUUACAAGAGCAAAGCCAAAGACAGAGUUGAAUGUAAAAAUCUUGCGGGAUCCUGAGAACGUUCACCACAGAGCUGCUGUAAACAGGAACUAUGGGAUCAGCUUGCCAUAUAUUACUCAGAGAAAAUCACAUGAGAGGGUUCAAAGGUUAAUGAAAGGGACCACGAUCUCUGCCCUCACAGUUGUGCCAUCUUCUCAUUGCACCGAUCCCCAUUUUAUCACCGUACCAGUAUUGCACAAGGAUGCCAGUAAAGGGAUCUUAAGUAUGAUCGAACGAGGACUGAUUCCCCCAACAGCAAGGAUUACCUUUCAGAACCCACCCAUUAAACCCAAAGCAAUUCCUCUGCAUAGUUUUGAUGAACCUCGGAAGAUUUCAACAGAAGCUCCUUUCACUCUACCUCAGAAACCACACCUGCUUCCACAAGAAGUGCAGGUGCCUCACAAGAAACAAAAAAUCAAGGGGAAAGGCAGAAGGUCAAGAGGACACUGUGACAGGAAGGCCAUGAAAACCACUACACCUUCCAAGGCUAUGAAAUCACCAUGGGAUUACAACUUUUUUAUUUAUGAUGGCAUCGUAGACAAGACAGCCCCAGACUUCUUGGCAUUCAAGGCACACCAUAGCUUAGCCUGGGGGAGUAUCUUUUCUCUCCUGGAACAUGUGGAGAAGUUUCUCAGGGACUAUGCAAUACCAGAAGUCAAAAUAAAAGGACGGAGUUUAAUGGCCCUCCUUCCAGAGUUUGAGCUCAAGAAUAAAGUUACAAGGUCUGACCUUCUGUCAGUACUGGAGAACCCACUCCAUAUCCAGAUGCUGCUAAACCUCCCCGGACAGAGGUACAAGGGCCGAGGUGGAAAGUCAGAGGCUGCCAUCAAGAUCCAAGCCACAUGGAAAUGUUAUAAGGCCAGAAAAUUCUUCCUCUCUUACCGCCAACAGAAGUGGGCCUCAGGUGUGAUUGCCCUUGCAUGGCUUUUACAUUGCCACAAGACGCGACUGAAGAAGAUCCUGAAGGAAUCACGGCAGAGACACCUGGAGAAUUUCCGCAUCCGAGCCAAGCAUCUGGCAGCCAACUGGAAUCGCAUCAGGACCUCCAGGAGGACUAUUAUCCAUAUCCCAUCAUUAGGAUAUGCCCAGUCUGUGCGAAAGUGUAUCAGUGACUUCGACAUAGAACAAAACAUGCAGCUAGGGAGGCUAUGCGACAUCCAAGAUUCCAAUGUGAAUGUCAUCUACAUCUGCUCCCAUCCUAUGAAUGAUGAGUUAAAGCUGUAUUACAAAAAACUCCUGAGUCUACACGCAGCUGUCAAAUCAGGGAACUACGAGGACAGGAGUGACCUGCAGAAUAGGUUCAAAAUUAUCAUCCCUGAAGCUAUAAACUUCUUCACUAUGAUAGAACAGCUGAGCCAGCUAGUGACUGAUCACCUGCAAAUCCAACGCUGGGUCUUUAAAAUGAACAUGGAAUUUGGAGGAAAUGGAACAGCAUUUUGUGACAUUCCUUCACACCUACAAUGCUACAAAUGGGUGCUAAAGGAGAGUAACAGAUACGGCUGUGAAAACUGGACCAAGAAGUGGGCACAAGAGCCAGCUCUGGUGAAGAUCUCUGAGGAGCUGGCGGGCAUUUUAGCACAGCACGCACAGCCAGUCAAUGAGAAACAGUUCCCGACAUGGAGGAAAUUCCUCCAAACAUUUCUCACUCAAGGGGGCGUGAUCGAAGCUUACCCACCAGUGGACAGUGUCACCAACUUGACCGUAGACAUGUUGAUAGAGCCUGAUGGAGAAGUCAGAGUGCUGUCCACAGGGGACCAGUUUCAUGCUGAUGGCCCCUUUAUUUCUUCUGGCACCACUAUGCCUCAGACCUCAGUGGACCCCCAAGUUCUCAUUUCUUUGUGCCUCCAAAUUGGAAAUGCCUGCAAAAAGAAAGAUGUGGUUGGUUACUUUUCUAUAGAUCUGGUGACUUUUAUUGAUCCAAUCACCUUACAGCAGCAGGUAUGGGCAACAGAUCUCAGCCUCUCCUACAGUGACCAGCUGUCCUUGACUCAGCUCACCCUGUACCUGACAAAUGGCCAUCUGGAUUGUAGUUUGAGUACCCUGGAAGUGCCCUGCUUUGAUCAAGAUAAAGAAAGGAAAUUGAAGCGCCUUAACAUCCAGGAAGAGCUGAACAAUCGGUGUGGAUCUCCAGGGGGUCCUCAUGACCUUUGCUCGCAAUCUCUUCAUCAUCCAUCAAGAAAUAUCAGCACCUAA